Messenger RNA from Poecilia reticulata (guppy), 1649 nucleotides. The record is from RefSeq and is a predicted model, not a curated record. Lineage: Eukaryota; Metazoa; Chordata; Actinopteri; Cyprinodontiformes; Poeciliidae.
AUUGGAAUGAGAACUAAAGCGCCAAAAUCUAAUGAGGGAAAGCUGGUGAACGGGAGAGAGACUCUUCGGCUUCGGUCUAAGGGGUCUGCUACAGUUCAGGAAGUGAGUGAAUUCGAAGAACAGGCCACAAGGAAAGUGGAYGAUCUCUUGGAGAGCUAUAUGGGGAUCAGAGACGUGGAGCUGGCCACCACCAUAGUGGAAGCAGGAAAGGACAAGAAGAACCCUGAUGACUUUGCUGAGGCUCUGGAUUCUGUUCUGGGAGAUUUUGCUUUUCCUGAUGUGUUUUUGUUUGAUGUUUGGGGAGCCAUUGGAGAUGUUAAAAAUGGCAGAAUUUAGAUAUUAAUGCCRUUGAGAGUAUUAUCUCUGUUUAUUGGUAAAUCCAGUUGCACAAAAAAAGAAUAUAGUCAUUUUAUUAUUGCUUCCCACGUCCUUGGCUGAUUUUUUUGUCACUUUCUAACAUAAUCACAAGGAUCAUCAUAAAUUCAUCAAUCUUCCUUUGAGCUUUUGAAUGUGCCCCCAGAGGAUCAUCACUGUAACUCAAAUAAAUGCAACACAGAAAACUCAGAAGUACUUUGAAAUUCCUCUCUACUUCAUGUGCAUUCACAUUUUUAUGUUUAUAUCAAGAUCAGAGCUAACAAAAGGUUAAGGCCCCUCCCUCUAACACAUAUGGACCAUCAUAAAAACACUUAAAUUGAGAUCGUAGACAUCUACAAACAACCUGGGAAUCUAAGAAGUUAAAAAACAGUAGUAAGCCAAAAUCCCCCAGUUGAAACCUGCAGGGCACAACAAAACACAAAUGUUUUUGAGUAACUUCAAAGGUAGGCAGUGAUGUGUUUAAAGUCAAUGAGGAAAGGUUACACAUUUUCCGUUUCCCAAAUUGUAAUUGAACUAUUCUGAGAGGAAAGUGUUAGGUYCUUGGUUUCUUGUAGCCAGUUARAYGGCUGGUUUCAGUCUGAGAAGUGGUUCUGGUUCUGCUGAUGCUGGAUUGUUUUCAGCACAUGUACCUAUGUGCUUGGCAAAAUAAAAAAAAGAGCUGCACAAAGAAUGAUUUAUUUACAAAUUAUUUUCUUCCUACAAAUGUUAAACAUCUUUGGACGUAUACCAUGCCUGYAGCAYGUGACUAAAAAGGUCUUGAAAAUAAAGUACCUGCUCAGACAUUAAUCCAACUUAUGGGAAAAAUAUAAUACCAUCCAUCCAUUUUCUAACACCCUUGUCACUUAGUGGGGUCGGGAGGGUUACUGGUGCCUAUCUCCAGCUAACGUUCCGGGCGAGAGGCGUGGUCACCCUGGACAGGUCGCCAGUCUGGGAAAAAUAUAAUACCAAUGGGAAAAUUCCCAGCURAAUGACCCUGCUCUGUGAAACAGAUUAUCCGUCACGAUCAACCAAACAGGAACUCAAUCCUUUACUUCCAGUAACAAAAUGAGGAGAUCAAAGGAGUUUGUGUAUCCAUUUGAUCUUCUGCGCAUGUACAAGAUUUUUGCACUGAUUGUAUAUGGACCGAAAAAUGUAAACAUUCAUGUCUACUCCUAUUAAAAGAACAUGGAUUAACAUGGUCUCUUGAAUUUCCCUAUUUAUGUAGGCUUUAAACACAGAAUACAAAUAUACYGCUAUUGUUUGUUGCAGAGACUAAUUAUACCGUAUCAUGGUUC